Misgurnus anguillicaudatus (oriental weatherfish) is the source of this 2789-nucleotide messenger RNA. RefSeq names its product frizzled class receptor 7b (gene fzd7b). Gene Ontology annotation, biological process: canonical Wnt signaling pathway; non-canonical Wnt signaling pathway. Gene Ontology annotation, molecular function: Wnt-protein binding; Wnt receptor activity. Gene Ontology annotation, cellular component: plasma membrane. NCBI's taxonomy places the organism in Eukaryota, Metazoa, Chordata, Actinopteri, Cypriniformes, Cobitidae. The record is from RefSeq and is a predicted model, not a curated record.
AGAUGCACUCGUGGUCCAUGAAUGAAGGGCUGCUUGAAACCGUCUGAUCAUUACUGUGGCAAUGUGGAGUAUCAACUUCACACAGAUCGAGCAGGAGACCCAACAGGAGUGGAAGAGAAACUUUUUACAUUGUGUUUAACCGAGUCAGAUGUUUGCGAAUUGUUUUGAUGAAAUAUGCGGAGGAGUCUGGAAAACCGGGUCAUGAAUACCUGAACGCGAGACUAACUGUUGAAAAGUUUGGGAUUCGCCUCGUACAUCGGAGUCAUCGGACGCGUGCGCGAGCUCACGGAAUACCACACUCCUGCACGAUCUCGAUUUUCGCAGGAUAAAGCGAUCAAUGAUGGCGGUGCGGGGAGUCGCUCCGUGCGUUCGGGAGGCGCGCUGCGCGUUCACCACGAUUUUGUUGCUCGUGCUGUGUUCCGCCCAGUAUCACGGAGAGAAGGGCAUCUCCGUACCCGAACACGGCUUUUGCCAACCCAUAUCUAUUCCACUGUGCACGGACAUUCAGUACAACCAAACCAUCAUGCCAAAUCUCCUGGGACACACCAACCAGGAGGACGCCGGACUUGAGGUGCACCAGUUUUACCCGUUGGUAAAAGUCCAGUGUUCUCAAGAUUUGAAGUUCUUCCUCUGUUCGAUGUACGCACCGGUGUGUACGGUUCUGGAACAGGCCAUACCACCCUGUCGAUCGCUGUGUGAGCGUGCGAGGCAAGGGUGUGAGGCUCUCAUGAACAAAUUCGGCUUCCAGUGGCCGGAGCGCCUUCACUGUGAGAACUUUCCAGUGCACGGUGGUGGAGAGAUCUGCGUGGGACAGAACAAAUCGGACCCCGACGUCCCAACCACAGACCCCACUCCAUAUAUACCGCAACCGUUUACGCCACGCAUGAAUCCGGAACGCCCGAGUCAGGCGUUCGCCUGUCCUCUUCAACUCACGGUUCCUUCCUACCUCAAUUAUCAGUUUUUGGGUGCAAAAAACUGCGGCGCCCCCUGCGAGCACAAGCAGCCGCAUGGGCUUAUGUUCUUUAAGGAGGAAGAGGUCCGAUUCGGUCGGCUCUGGGUAGGAAUCUGGGCCAUCCUGUGCUGUGUGAGUACCCUGUUCACGGUUCUCACGUACCUUGUCGAUAUGCGCCGGUUCAGUUACCCGGAACGCCCAAUCAUCUUUCUCUCCGGGUGUUAUUUCAUGGUGGCGCUGGCUUACGCGACAGGCUUUCUCCUGGAGGAUAAGGUGGUCUGUAUUGAUAAGUUCAGGGAUGAUGCGUACAAGACUGUGGCCCAGGGGACGAAAAAAGAAGGCUGCACCAUUCUCUUCAUGAUUUUGUAUUUUUUUGGCAUGGCCAGUUCAAUUUGGUGGGUCAUCCUGUCUCUCACCUGGUUCCUCUCUGCUGGAAUGAAAUGGGGGCAUGAGGCUAUCGAAGCCAAUUCCCAAUAUUUCCACCUGGCUGCCUGGGCCGUCCCCGCCAUUAAAACCAUCACCAUCCUCGCUUUGGGACAGGUGGACGGGGACCUCCUGACCGGCGUGUGCUACGUUGGCAUCUACAACGUCGACGCGCUGCGUGGAUUUGUUCUCGCCCCCCUUUUUGUUUACCUCUUCAUCGGAACGUCUUUCCUCCUGGCUGGAUUUGUCUCUCUGUUCCGAAUCCGUACCAUCAUGAAGCACGACGGCACCAAGACGGAAAAACUGGAGAAGCUCAUGGUGCGCAUCGGGGUUUUCAGCGUCCUCUACACCGUUCCGGCCACUAUCGUCAUCGCUUGUUACUUCUACGAGCAGGCGUUUCGUGAGCAGUGGGAAAAAACCUGGCACAUGCAGACCUGCAAGCGCUUCGCGGUUCCGUGCCCGCCCAACAAUUUUGCGCCCAUGACGCCUGAUUUCACUGUGUUUAUGAUCAAGUACCUCAUGACAAUGAUCGUAGGAAUCACAUCGGGAUUCUGGAUCUGGUCUGGAAAAACGCUACAGUCCUGGCGCAGGUUUUACAAGCGUCUGGGUAACAAUCAAGGGGAGACAACGGUGUAAACCAGACUUUAUAGACUGCAUUUGAGAAACACAGGUCACUAUCGUAAGGAGCUGCAUUUAGGUCACAUCAUGCUGAUGGUUAAAGACACUUGUGUGAGCCCAGCGUGAUAAUGCUUUUCCCAUUUCAAGCAAUGUGUUAUGACAAAAUGAAAUGUGCCCAGACACUUAUAACAUGAAAAGCACAACUCCAAAGAAUAUGCAUUUCUCGAACGGACUAAAUUUUAAAAUAUGUUUUUAAAGCCUUAUGCCUUGUUAAGAACUAAUGAUGUUAUGUAAAUGACGAUUUAAUACCCGUUUCAUAUGCAUGUGGGAUCUUUAUUGCUAAGUUUUGUUAUCAAGAGGUUUUCACAUCCCACAGCGGCCAAAAAUGUCUGCAAUGUAGCCUUGUGCCUUGCAGUACCUGUCAUUUUCUAUUGUUGAAUGUCUCUCUUGUUUUCUGCCACAUUUUUGGCCAUUUUCUCAUAAAUGACAUAUUUUAGUAUAUCUCGGUACAAAUGGCCGUUUGUUUAGAUUUUAGUAGUUGGAUUGAAUGGUCACAAGUUGCUUAUUCACCACGUUUUUAUAUCAAGUCGGGUCUCAUGAAGUAAUUUAACACUCCGGUACGUUAAGUGGCCGACGGGAUUAUAAAUGUUAAGCAGAGAAGUACAUGGUACCAGAUUUCAUUUUUUUGUAAAUAUCACAAUACUGUCAAAAGAUGUAUGAUGUAUUUAAGCAGAUAAAUUGCAGGAUUAUGGCCUUUUCCACAGUUUCACUUAAUAAAGUGAUUAGAUUUUUAAAA